CGGCUUUCCAGGUACUGUAUUGCAUGUCCCAUGGAUCCUACUAGUAAAGCACCUGGCGCACAUGCAAAUUUUCUCUUCAAUGAGGUCGAGAUCGACUCUCCGUGAUCUGUGCAGCGUCCUACUAAAUCGGGCUCUACCUCAGUCGGCGCCCCCGAUCUUUUCAGUCCGUCCUCGGCCGGAGUUUGCUUCCGGGCUGUUGAUACGGCAUCUUCCAGAUUGGCCCAAAGCCAUCAGCCUGACGGCAGUGUACGAUGUGAAAAUGUAACUCCUCGAAUCAGGCAUGUUUGAUUUUGGUGCUUUGUCCAAUGGCUGCGCAGAGAACGUUGUCCUUGAUUUGACUGACCAACUGGCCGACCCUCUUGAAGAGUUACCAACAUUGAACACUUUACUCCGGUAUUAGUAGCAGAGCAACUGUUGGGAGGUUUCCUGCCUUGGCCCCAUAGCCAAAUUGUUCGGUCAUCAUUGGCUCCCUUCUCCGUCAUAGGGGAACAAGCCGGAAGCAAGGCCCCCCUAAAACAACUUGAAUCGAGUAACAGUUCUCUCGUUCUCAACUACUAACGAGCCAGAAUCAGUACCUGUCGGCCUUGAAACCUUCUGCUAUGUCAAAGGCAUAUAUUAAACUGUUAUGAUACAAGCAAAGGUUCGGGAAUCGUACGACGGCCGGGUGGAGAUGAUGGCCAGGCUGUCAUGGCGAGACACCAGCAGCCCUACUAACACACACCUACUGCUGGGAUGGAUAUGCCUUCCGGUGGGUAACUGCGUGUUCUAGUGGAUGCUCCGAACUCUGGACCAUGGACCUACAGUAUAUAUUUCCACCUUCGGUCUGUCUCGGGUCUCUACCAUGCUAUUCCCCAGCAACCGCAUUUCACAGGCGUUGAUUGCCCCGGGCAUCCGAAUCAACAUACACGACACUGGGAAUGAUCCCUACCACGACAUGCCCGCCUGCGAGCGACGACAGUAGUAUUGGCAAUCGCCACCCACGGCCCAUCCUACCCAACCCCCAUGAUACCUCUACUUCGACCGUGUCAGCACAUGGGCUACCGUUACCAAAAUCAUCUCAUCGUCAAAGGAAAAAUGUGGCUGUUGCCUGUGACCAAUGCAAAUUACGCCGGGUUAAAUGUGACGGCCACCACCCGUGCACUCGAUGCAUUGAGAAGCAAAAGGCGUGCAGCUAUGAGCAAGCCGACGAUCGCCGACGCCAUCGAGGCUCCUCUGAUGAGGCACAAGCUCUGACGGAACAAAUCAACAGGUACCGACAGUUCAUUCGAACCUUGCGCUUGGCCUCACCUGAGAGUGCUGUCCGUAUCCUGCACCACCUAAACUCGUUUCCCGGGUGGGUCACUGAUGAAGCACUCCUGUGCAGUGCUUUGCAAUUCGCCGAGUCUUUGCAAGUGCCCCCGCCAACGCCGGAAAGUGCUUUACACAGCCCUGCCUCGUCUUCCACACGUCCAGGACCGGCGCGUAUAGCUGUGGAAGGACUCCUGUCCUCCUCGCCCGGAGGACCGCAAAACAAUACGGCGCUGAACGGUCUCGUUAGCGAGGAAGUCAACGACCGGCAAGGCUUCAGACAGUUGCAAUCCACGGAAUCCCUGGGCUAUGCAGCGCCUGGUCUGGUUGAGAGCAAAGCGUGAGCUCCCUACCAUAUUAGUAUGGCAUAUUUGACGGUCCAACAACUUGCGUGGAGUCUACAUCUUGUGAAUCGAGCCGAUCAUCCUUCUUCAAUCACGUAUCCAAAAGUCCCGAAAACCAGGUGCAGUCGCCAGCCAUGUCCUGGUGGUAUACGCCAGGGACCACAUGUUAUAAACGAGCAGCCUCCUGGCUGCAAUCAGACCUGGAGGCCGCGGCACGUCUGCAGCCAAAGAGACCUGCUGAUCCAACGUCCCCGAGAUCCUGACUUCGAUGAAGUCUUGAACUGAUACAUCAGCUUUGCUUCUGUUCGCCAAUAGUUGUGCUCGGAAUUUGUUGAUAACUGGCGACGAAUAACGGCCCUACCUUUCAACAGCGCCAAUCAACAGUGCCGAAGACAACAUACAGUGCGGAGGUCCCGGAUCAAAGGGAUUGGUUUGAUUGCCCGACAAGGCAUGGACCUGGAGAUCCCACAAUCGGGUGUCUGCAAGGGUCUGCAGUUUGAGGGUUUCAUACACUGAAUCACAGUUCCAGCCCCCUGGGCUCCGGAUGAACAAGCCGGGAAGUUCAACUACCAGGUCUCCAGGUUAUGGCCCGAAAACGUGACAGGCUUCGGUCAUUGGUUUCAUCUGCCGACCGCUUUACUGAGCGAAGGGCGCGAGGAUAAUAACACAAAAGAUCGAACGGCACGCAUAUGGUCGAAUUGCAUUGGCAAGUAAAGCAUGGUCUAAACGUGGUCAUGCGGGCUUUCGGAAUGUUGGCCAUGACAAGGCCGUGGUCGUUUUGAUAUGCGACUGACUAGGUGCUCGAGUUACCUGAACAGCGAAGGGCACAGUGUCACAUGAACUUUGAAGCUCGAUCUCCAAACUUAUCGCGGCAGGGGAUGGUUUUUUCCCACUGGGGAUCUGUGUAACUAUAUUAUCUGCUUCUUUACAGGAAGGCGGGGGGCCAAUGGAGCCUUUUCGCCGAAACAUCCAUGUCAUUUCGAGCAUUUAUCUACAAUAUGCGCAUGAAGGAGGGCUAUGCUACCGCAGGGUCCCACGACAAACUUGAAGGAGACGCUACGCCGGAGGUAGCGCCCAACUCGCUAGUGUCGAUGCGCCACGCCACCAGCAACCAGUUGAAUCAUUGUCCGACAUAACUUGAUAUUUAGCUGGCUUGGAGAGAGUGAAAUCUUUGACGAGCCUCGUAAAGGGACGAGACCUGGCCUACCUAGGAAUCAUAUCAGAAAAUGUACUCGAUAUCGCAAGCACCUCGUCUACUCGAAUGCUCUGUUCCGAUGUAUGGCCCGUCGAGGGUCUAGAUCAGAAAAGGUAGCUUUUUUGCAUGCUAUGGAUUAUGUACUCGUUGAUAAGCAUAGAUCCCGGUCAUAGGUAUAUAUAUCCCUCCAAGCACCAAUAAGAAAUAACUGC
Molecule: messenger RNA, 3038 nt
Organism: Exophiala dermatitidis NIH/UT8656
Lineage: Eukaryota; Fungi; Ascomycota; Eurotiomycetes; Chaetothyriales; Herpotrichiellaceae
Exons: 3
Coding region: 918-1631 (237 amino acids)
Biological process (GO): regulation of DNA-templated transcription
Molecular function (GO): DNA-binding transcription factor activity, RNA polymerase II-specific; zinc ion binding
Source: RefSeq, a predicted model, not a curated record